This is a messenger RNA of Peronospora belbahrii, 546 nucleotides long. The record is from the annotation of a GenBank genome assembly. NCBI's taxonomy places the organism in Eukaryota, Oomycota, Peronosporomycetes, Peronosporales, Peronosporaceae.
AUGGUCCAGGGUAUGAAGGUCCUCAAGAACGACCUGCGCCUAGCGUUUGAGCCUCCUCAGGAUGAACACCACCACCGCUCAGCUUUCUUGGCACUGAAGCAAGGUCACCUAUCGAUGCUGGAUUAUAUUCAGCAAGCACGGCAUCUGGCCCCCCUACGUCGCUUGAAGAGGCGUUUUGCGAUCGCGUUGCGUGAGAAUUUUAGCGUCAUGGCUUCGCGCGUGAAAUAUUCUUCUCCUCCUUCUGCUACUUACGAGCCUGAGCCCAUGGAGGUUGAAGCAAUCGAGCACGUCACAUACUCUCGGCGUGGUCAGAACGCCGAAUUCCGGAAGCCUGUAGCACCAAAACGGCUGGUGUGCUUCCGCUGUCGUAUUCCUGGUCACCACGCGGCUAUAUGCCGUGCACCUACACCAGCCCUAGCUGUCGCUGCGUCUGAAGUCACCGUCGACGCCGCUGAUCAGCCAAAAACGACGGCAGCUAGUAUGCGUGGGGCGUCCUACUGGGUGGGAUCAAAGACGCGUGUCUGCGGUGGCGACGUGUUCUCCUAG